AUGAAUGGAAAUAAUAAACUAAAACAUUCAUUAAAUCCAACAAAUAAACCAUUAACUUUAAUUAUAAAUGGUAUUCUCACAUGUAAUUCUUUUGUUAAUAAUUCUCUUUAUUAUUUCACUAAUUCUUCUUCAUCAACACAAUUAAUAAAUAUUAAUAAUAAUGGUAAUAAUAAUAUAAUGAUAUUUGAUGAAACAGUAACACUAAAUGGUCAAUUAUCAAAUUGUAUUGUUUUAACUGGUAAAACAAAUAAAAAAUUUAAAUGUAUUGAAUGUGAAAAAGGAUAUUAUUUAAAUUCAAAUAAAGAAUGUCAAAUAUUACCAGAUAAUUGUAUUGUAGGAUAUAAAACAUAUUGUUAUCAAUGUAAAGAAGGAUUUAUUAAAGAAAAAGGAGAGUGUAAAGAAAUUGAUAAUAAAUGUAAUAAAUCAGAAAGAAAUUAUUGUUUAAAAUGUUCAAAUGGAUAUAAAAUAGAAAAUAAUCAAUGUAAUGGAGAUAAUGAAGAUCAAUGUUAUUAUGAAGGAAAUAAAUGUGUAUCAUGUUCAAAUAGAUAUACAUUAAACAAUAAAAAAUGUUCAAAUAAAGAAAAGAAUCAAAAUGGAAAGAAUGAAGAAAUAUAUUGUGAAAAUGGAAAAUACAUUGACAAUAAUAAUAAAUGUAUAGAAUGUUCAAAAUCAGAAAUAUGUAAAACAAAUGAUAUUGAAAUAAAAUGUAAAUAUGAAGAAUAUUUAGAUAAUAAUAAAUGUAUAAAUAAAACAUGUGAAGAAGAUAUGAUAAAAGAUCAAAAUGGAAAAUGUAAUAAUAAUAUUCAAAAUUGUUUAAAUAAAUCAUAUGUUAAUGGAAAAUGUGUUGAAUGUUCAAAUACAUAUUCACCUAAUUUUAAAGGAGAAUGUAUUAAUACAAAAAUAGAAUAUUGUGAAGAAGAAAAUACAUAUGGAUGUAAAAGAUGUAAAGAAGGAUAUUAUUUAACAAAAGAUAAGAAAUGUUUAAAAUGUGAUGAUAAAUGUGAAACAUGUUAUGGAACAUCUACAUAUUGUAUGAGUUGUUCUAAUGAUAAAUAUUUAAGAAAUGAUAAAACAUGUCAAUCAAAUGAAGAAUUAAAUGGAACAUGUUUACGAAUAUUAGCAGAUGGAAGUGGAUGUGGAAUAUGUAAGAAUGGAUAUUAUAGAAAUGGGAAAGGAUGUUCAAAAUGUGAAAAAGAAUGUUUAACAUGUAAUCAAAAAGAUAAAUGUAUAAUAUGUGGAGAAGGAUAUUUUAUGAGUUCAACAGGAAUAUGUAAAUCAACAACAACAAUUAAAGGGUGUAAAGGAGAAAUAGAUAAAGAAUAUGGAUGUAGAGAAUGUUUAACAGGAUAUUAUUUAAUAAAUAAAGAAUGUUCAAAAUGUGGAAAUAAAUGUAUAACAUGUUUAAAUGAGAAAGAAUGUAAUACAUGUGAAGAUGAAUAUAUAAUAAUAAAUAAAGAAUGUAUUCAUUAUUCAAAUAUUAAUAAAUGUAAAGAAACAAAAAAUAAUAAAUGUUCAAAAUGUUCAUUUUGGUAUGGAAUCAAUGAAGAAGGAACAAAAUGUAAUAAAGAAAUUGUAUGGUGGAUGAUAAUGAUAAUUAUCAUCAUUAUACUUAUUAUCAUCAUUAUAAUAAUUAUAAUUAUAAUAACAAUGAUUAAUUACAUUAUAAAACUCAAAGAAAAGAAAGAACAAGAGAAAACAACAACAAUAUUUAAAAUUUCACAAUCAAAUAUCAAAUUCAUAUCACUUGGAGAUGGAAUAAUAACAAAUAAAAAAGAAAUAGAAAUAGGAGAAGGAGAAGAAAUUGAAGUAAAUAAAGAAAUCAGAGAAUUAAUAUUAGUAAAGAAGAAAAUGAAAAAUAUUCAAUUAGAACAAACCCAAAUAUCAUUACAAUUGAAGGAGGAUAUGCAUGUGAAUUUGAAAUAUUUAUUACAAUCAAAUGUACUACUAAAAUUAAAGAACAAAUGA
Molecule: messenger RNA, 1965 nt
Organism: Entamoeba dispar SAW760
Lineage: Eukaryota; Evosea; Mastigamoebida; Endamoebidae
Exons: 2
Coding region: 1-1965 (654 amino acids)
Source: RefSeq, a predicted model, not a curated record